UUGAGCAAGAGAAACAUCAUGAAUACGCUAUACAUUGCUGGAAUUAUUUGUCAGCUGUCAAGCUUUACAGGCGUCUCUUAUGCUCAGUGUGACCCGACAGGGUAUCCUAAAUGUCUAGCCGGGGUUCAACUUCCGCAAGGGGAAACAACAAGAGAUGUCAAUUGCACAGCUUUGAGACAGGUAGCAAGCUGUCUUGAACCAUUCAAAAGUUCUUGUGCAUCAAAUACAGACUUCCAGAGCAUUUUACAGACAAUCAAUAUAACAUGUGGUGAUUCUAGCUGCGACUUAAUCACGUGCUUGACAGACAUGGGAAUAGAUUUUGGAAGUUUACAAAGCGAUCCAGAGAAAGUUAACUGGAAUAUUGCUUUAUCAUAUUUUCUUUUUCCCAGCGAGAGUUUUCGUGCAGCGCAGCCUUGCGUUGAAAGCCAAAAGAAUGUUUGUGAGGGAAACACAAUCUUCGAAAUAGCUGCAGGUUAUAUUCCGCAAUUAGAGUCAAGGUGUGGCAGAGGGGGUUCCCAAGCGUUUCAACCCAUCUACAAAACCAAUUUGAAGCCUCGAAGAAACUAGAGACCCAAGGGUUUAACAUUCACCUAAGUAUAGUGAAACAUUGUAAAUAAUCCAUAGAUUGAAUAUAAAAUAAAACAAAAUAAGCUGAUAUAUGGACUAUGCUAUGUUGCCCAAAAGCAAGAAAAAUAGGAAUACAAGGGAUCACCAAAAUAAUUUAAUGCUCAGUAACAAAUCUGAAGGUUGAUCUAUUUACUUACCUGUACUCGUCCCCGUUUGUCACUAUCCCCAUGCAAACAAAACAAAACAAUAGUUCUUGAGAAAUAUUUAUAAAUCCAUCUCAUAUCCUCUCACAUUGGCCUCCAGCUCUUGGUCUUUUAUGAACAUUUAACAUUUUUAUUUAUCUAUUAUUUACAAUUCUACCUGACCAUUAAAUACUAUGA
This is a messenger RNA of Saccostrea echinata, 947 nucleotides long. RefSeq lists its product as uncharacterized. The transcript is spliced from 6 exons. The record is from RefSeq and is a predicted model, not a curated record. Bases 19 to 567 code for a protein of 182 amino acids. Lineage: Eukaryota; Metazoa; Mollusca; Bivalvia; Ostreida; Ostreidae.